AUGAAUUCUAUUGAAGGUAAUGACAAUACCUUUUUCUUUCUGUAUGGGCAUGGAGGUACAGGGAAGACUUUUCUGUACAAAACUCUCGUGGGAAAGUUAAAAGAACUAGGUAAAAGUGUUGUUGUGGUUGCUUCUUCUGGGAUGGCUGCUACUCUACUUCCUGAGGCAAGUACAGCUCAUUCUCGGUUCAAAAUACCUCUAGAGAUUGAUCAUGCUUCUUCGUGUAAUAUACGAAAAGGUACAGCUCUUGCUGAAUUAUUGUGUGAUGCUUCUUUAAUAAUAUGGGAUGAAGCACCAAUGAUUCAUCGGCUGUCUUUUGAAGCAGUAGAUCGAGCUCUGUGUGAUAUUAUGAGCAUUCCUUUCAAGGGACCAGAUUAUAGACCAUUUGGGGGCAAAGUUGUGCUCCUUGGAGGUGAUUUUCGUCAGACGCUCCCAGUUAUUCCUGAUGCCGGUAGGGAAGAUAGUGUUGAUUCUUCUCUUACUCGGUCUUAUCUGUGGAAUUUUUGCACGGUGCUCCACCUAUCCCAAAAUAUGCGUCUUCUACCAAAUAGCAUAAAUGAAGAACCAUUUUUUGAUGGGAUGUCUUUUGCAGAAUGGACUUUGAAUGUUGGCAACGGUAGCAUUCCAGGUAGAUCUUUCCAAGUCAACCAACCUGCAUAUUGGAUUGAAAUACCUAAUCAGUUGCUUAUUGAACCUUCUGAUGAUUGUCUAUCUACAAUAGCUGCUGUAGUGUGCGAUGCAUUUGCUGAAAAUUACUGCAGUAUAUCAUAUCUUGCUGAAAGAUCAAUUGUUACUCCAACGAAUCAAAAUGUUUCAGAGUUAAAUGAUCAUAUGCUAGCUAUGGUCCCAGGUUCAGUCAGAUCUUAUUUCAGUUGUGAUACUGUUCAUUCUGAUUCAAAUGAUGCAGCAGCUAUUAGUUCAGAAUAUCCAACUGAAUUUCUGAAUUCUCUUUCUUUUAAUGGGUAUCCUGAUCAUCAGAUUGAUCUUAAGGUGUUCACGCCUAUCAUAUUGUUGCGAAAUCUCAAUCCUUCAAUUGGAUUAUGUAAUGGAACAAGAAUGAUGGUUGUCUACUUAGGUAACUAUGUUAUCAGAGCUAUUAUAAUGGGAGGCACAUUUGAUGGGAAGACUGUUGCUAUACCAAGAAUAGUUCUCAGUAUUAAUGAUUAUCGAUGGCCAUUUGUGUUGAAACGACGACAGUUUCCUGUCCGUUUGUGUUAUGCGAUGACGAUCAAUAAAAGUCAAGGACAGACAUUACAACAUGUUGGUGUAUACCUACCAAAGCCGGUUUUCAGCCAUGGUCAACUAUAUGUAGCCAUCUCUAGAGUGAAGUCCCCUGCUGGUUUGCAUUUUCUCAUCCUUAAUGAAGCAGGCAUUCCAUCCAAUUACACAUGA
Molecule: messenger RNA, 1392 nt
Organism: Linum trigynum
Lineage: Eukaryota; Viridiplantae; Streptophyta; Magnoliopsida; Malpighiales; Linaceae
Source: the annotation of a GenBank genome assembly